Messenger RNA from Trichechus manatus latirostris (Florida manatee), 1897 nucleotides. RefSeq names its product nudix hydrolase 16 like 1 (gene NUDT16L1). The transcript has 3 exons. Gene Ontology annotation, molecular function: snoRNA binding. NCBI's taxonomy places the organism in Eukaryota, Metazoa, Chordata, Mammalia, Sirenia, Trichechidae. The record is from RefSeq and is a predicted model, not a curated record. Bases 31 to 663 code for a protein of 210 amino acids. Gene Ontology annotation, cellular component: nucleus.
CCGACGCCGGUAGGUGGGGGCAGUGCCAAGAUGGCGACAGCUCUGCCCGAGUUGAAGCAAAUCAGCCGGGUGGAGGCGAUGCGCCUGGGGCCGGGCUGGAGCCACUCGUGCCAUGCCAUGCUGUACGCCGCCAACCCCGGGCAGCUCUUCGGCCGCAUCCCCAUGCGCUUCUCGGUGCUGAUGCAGAUGCGCUUCGACGGGCUGCUGGGCUUCCCCGGCGGCUUCGUGGACCGGCGCUUCUGGUCGCUGGAGGACGGUCUGAACCGGGUGCUGGGCCUGGGCCUGGGCUGCCUGCGCCUCACCGAGGCCGACUACCUGAGCUCGCACCUGACCGAGGGCCCGCAGCGCGUCGUGGCGCACCUGUACGCGCGGCAGCUGACGCUGGAGCAGCUGCACGCAGUGGAGAUCAGCGCGGUGCACUCCCGCGACCACGGCCUGGAGGUGCUGGGGCUGGUGCGUGUCCCCCUGUACACCCAGAAGGACCGCAUGGGGGGCUUCCCCAAUUUCCUCAGCAACGCCUUCAUCGGCACCGCCAAGUGCCAGCUCCUCUUCGCCCUCAAGGUGCUCAACAUGAUGCCCGAGGAGAAGCUGGUGGAGGCCCUGGCUGCUGCCACCGAGAAGCAGAAGAAGGCCCUGGAGAAGCUGCUGCCAGCAUCCUCCUGAGGGGCCCUGCCCCUGGCUCCCUGUGCCCUCGGGCCGACUUGAUCCCACGGAAGUGUGUCUCCUAGCGUGCGUGCGUGCGUGUUUGACCCCCCUGCUGACUGCCUGGGGCCAGUGGGCACCUCGUCGUCUUCUGUCCUGAGCAGUUCCCUGGGCCAGCUGGAACUCAGGUUUGCAGGGCUGGGCAGCCUGGGAGCACCAAGCCAGGCUCUCACCCACCCAUGGUGCACACUGUCCUCUGAAUCUCUGUCCCGGGGCAAAGGGAAGCCUCGGGCUGAUUCCCUGGGUGUGUCAGUGCCACACUCUGUGGACAAUCUGUUCCUGUAGAGGACACCCUUUUCCAGGUUGACUCAUUCCUGUAUCGCCCCAGGGCCUGAGAGCCAGGUGGGGUAGGAUGUUGUACUGUUAGUUUUGGUUGUUGGAUUUACUGGGUUCAACUUUCUCUUUGGCUGUGUGUGCACUGCAGUGAGGCUGGGCUUGGUGCCAGAGAGCAGUUGGGCCAAGGGCCCGCUGUGUGUGGCUUGUUGAAGAAGAAGAGAAAUAAAGUAGCUCCGAAGCUGCUCUCCAUGUGUUCUCCGUUUCGACGGGAGGCCAGGGCUGAGCCUGGGAGGUGCCAGGCCCAAGAAGAGACACUGGCUUGUCCCUCCUGUUCAGGCUAGAGCCAGCUGUGUCUGCAUGCUCUCUGUGGUGCUCCCGGCCUCUGACGUCUGGGCCCUGGUUUGGUAGCUUCUGUGCUGAGGCUGUCAGAAUUAGGCCCCCUUUCUCCAUUCCCAGCACAAGUUGCUCAAGGAGACUGCCUGCAUGGGCUGAGGACUCAAAACGGUGGUGAGGGCACUACAGGCUGCCUCAAACGGGAUGUUUCCAGAGCCUUGCUGGCUGCGUAUGUAAGCAGGGCCCCAGCUCAGCCUGGGUGUCCAGGCCCCCAGACAGCCCCAGUGAGAGCUCGAGGGGUGGGUAAACGGAUGCCCUCCAGGGAGGGGCUCAGCUGUAGGAGCAGCCUGAGUCAAGGUGGACUCUGCGCUCACUCGGGCAGAGGGGCUGCCAGGCUGAGCAGCUGUCCUGGCUGAGGACCUGGGGGUUCACUGGGGCUGGGUCUCAGCCUGAUGGCGGUGGCCAUUACUGUGUGGCCUGUGGCCAGAGCUGAGCCUCUCACCAACUGAUGUUAGAUUUUAUUUUCCAACAAAUAACAUGUGCUGACCAGGUGCUCCAGUCCGCACCCAAAGGUCAAACCUGAGUC